AUGUGGACUCAUUGUUUUUUGCGAGUUCUUUUUGGAGUCUUUGCGAUUGUUUCUGGCUCGGUAUGGUACUUGGUCUUUUUGCCUUUCUUUGGAAUCGUCUACUUCAAGAUCCAACGAAUCUUUGUCGCAACCACUCGUCAGCUCAAACGAAUCGAGUCUGUUUCAAAAUCUCCAAUUUACAAUCAUUUCGGCGAGUCGAUUCACGGAGCAUCUACCAUUCGGGCUUAUCGAUACAAGAGUCGCUUCCAGAGCCACAACUUCAAGCUCAUCGAUCAGAAUAAUCAAGCGAAUUACUAUGGCUCUAUAAUUGCUUACCGUUGGCUCGCCGUCCGCCUGGAAAUUCUCUCACAUCUGCUCGUAUUGACUGCGGCUCUAAUCUUCGUGUGGGCUAAGGAACACACCACGGCGGAUGAAUUCCCACAUGAAGCGGAAUGGGAAGGAAAAGACAAGCUUUUGGAAAGCUGGCCGGACAAGGGAGAACUCAAGAUGGAAAACUUCUCUCUUCGUUACCGCAAAAACUUGCCCCCAGCUCUUGAUGAUCUCAGCAUCACUAUCAAGGGUGGGGAAAAGAUCGGUAUUUGUGGAAGAACUGGCUCCGGAAAGUCGACUUUUGUCUUGUCACUUUUCCGUCUUGUCGAAGCGGAGGAAAAGUCGAGCUUUAUCAUCGACGGGGUUGAUUGUAGAGAGAUCGGUCUUCAUGACCUCAGAAAGAAGUUGACGAUUAUUCCGCAGGAAGCGACGCUGUUUUCUGCCACUCUUCGAAAGAACUUGGAUCCUUUUGGAGAAUACUCGGAUGCGGACAUUUGGCGAGCGAUCGAGCUAUCUCAUUUGAAGGGAUUUACAGAUACAUUGGCGAAAGGAUUGGAUCACGAAAUUGCUGAAGGUGGUGGAAACUUGAGUGCUGGGCAGAGGCAGUUAGUUUGCCUUGCUAGAGCGCUCUUGAGGAAGACAAAGUUCCUGAUUCUGGAUGAAGCAACAGCUUCAGUCGAUAACGAGACAGAUCAGCUAGUCCAAACGACCAUUAGAAAAGAGUUCAAAGAUUGCACAAUCCUCGCCGUUGCUCACAGAAUUGAUACGAUCGAUGAUUCCGACAAAAUUCUGGUGAUGGACAAAGGAAAAAUCGCCGAGUUUGACAGCCCAACUGCGCUCAAGGCCAUUGACGGUGGAAUCUACAGUGAGCUGUUCAAAGCUUCCGGCAGCCACGAGGCUUCAUCUUAG
Molecule: messenger RNA, 1218 nt
Organism: Oikopleura dioica
Lineage: Eukaryota; Metazoa; Chordata; Appendicularia; Copelata; Oikopleuridae
Source: the annotation of a GenBank genome assembly